AGUGAUAGGGAAGAGGGCGAGGGAGCGGCUGCGCGCUUACGGGCAGCGGCAUUGUCAUCGGCAACGCCCGACAUAGGGCCCGACAUAACUUGAUUCUUACCAUCAUGAGCGCGGCCGUUGCACGCUCACCGCCGCCGUCUACGACAGCGGCAAACUUCUCCUCCAUGCCGGGAGCACGCAGUGCAUCCUCAGCGCUCCAAGCAGCACGCUCCGCUUCGCCUCCUCCAUCGCACUCCAACCGGAGCUCAGCUUUCUCCUCCUCCGCGGCCAGCUUCCAGACAGCCGCCGACACCAGGUCGAGCAGCGCGAAUACCCCCAGAGACGAAUCACCCAACACCAGCCCAAACACCGACACCACCGACGUCAACCCCCUCCACACAAUGGCGCAACAGCAGCAACAAGUCCACAUCCUCAAGGUCAAGGGCGACGUCGUUCAGCUCGGCACCUCGCCUCCGGACUCGCUACUGCAGACCGUCGGAGACCGGCUGAAGCUCACGUCGCGCUCGAACACGCCGCCUAGCGGAGAGGAAGCGCCGAAGAAGAUGCCAUUGACGGAAAAGGCCUCGCGCGUCGCGACUACUAUCGGCAACGCCACGACGAAGCCCAUACUCGAAAAGUCCAUCUCCCGCAAGCCCGGCGGCUCCAGCGAGCCACAGCCAGCGGCGGAGGAGAACGGCGUGAUAAACGACGAGCCGAUGACCAUAGGCGCGGACGGUCAUCGCCGCAGUACUUCCGGCUCAUCCGCCGCGACGUUCAAGCCCGCACAGCAGCCCUCAUCCCCUCCCACCGCCUUCUCUACCCUGCAGCGCGCCAGUACAUCUGCCGAUGCUCGCCCAAACCCUACCAAAGCUCGUCCGCAUUCGGUCCAGGAAACUGCUUCGCAAUCGACCUCUGCCAUCUCAAAGCAGAAGCCCCAGGUAGCACCGACGGGCUCCUUACUCGCUCCCCCAACGGCGCAUUCGCGACGGCCCGCGAGACGAAACACCACGGGCUCGGCACAGCGCCCGCGUUUCCCCCCGCAGGCGCAGACAACGACGCAGAUCACCGCCGACAACGACCUCGCUGAUGACAUCCAGCUUCACGCAGAGCAGAUACGGCGAGAGCGGAUGAACAAGCGUGCGAAGCAGUCAGCCCAGCCUGACGAGAAGUUCUUGCUCAAAGAGCGCGACUUCAGCAUCCCGCUGGCGAAGGGCAAGGAGAAGGAGCAGGACACUGGUGAUGGAGAGGGCCCGCUCGUUGGCAACCUCAUCGGCGAGGACCACGUCAACUACGUGCUCAUGUACAACAUGCUGACUGGCAUUCGCAUUGGUGUGCGUGGCGCGCCCCUUAUCCUCGUGCUCAAUGCUCAUGCUACCGAUAGGUUUCCCGCUGUCAAGCCAAGAUGAAGCGCCCGCUGACCGACGAGGACUUCGCUGCUCAGCACAAGUACUCGUUCGACAUGUACGUAU
This is a messenger RNA of Schizophyllum commune H4-8, 1448 nucleotides long. RefSeq lists its product as uncharacterized. Bases 105 to 1385 code for a protein of 426 amino acids. The transcript has a single exon. The record is from RefSeq and is a predicted model, not a curated record. Lineage: Eukaryota; Fungi; Basidiomycota; Agaricomycetes; Agaricales; Schizophyllaceae.